CCUGUAUCAGCUGGUGCGUGCAGCAACCUGAAGGACCAUGGUCUCGCCUUCGUCAGUUCUUCCUAAGGUCGUUGAUGAUGCUAUCGAGGCUACCCCUCGCCGCGCCAAAUGGUGGUACGUCACGUUCCACAACGUCACCGCGAUGGUCGGUGCCGGAGUGCUCAGCCUGCCGUACGCCAUGGCUCACCUAGGAUGGGGCCCCGGGACGGUGGCGCUGCUGGCGUCGUGGGGGAUCACGCUGUACACGCUGCGGCUGCUGAUCGAGCUGCACGAGUGCGUCCCCGGCGUGCGGUUCGACCGGUACCGCGACCUCGGCGCGCACGCGCUGGGCCCGCGGCUGGGCCCCUGGGUGGUCGUGCCGCAGCAGCUCAUCGUGCAGCUCGGCUGCGACAUGGUGUACAUGGUCACCGGCGGCAAGUGCCUGCAGAAGUUCGCCGAGUCGGUCUGCCCGCGCUGCGCGCCGCUGCACCAGUCCUAUUGGAUCUGCAUCUUCGGCUCCUUUCAGUUCCUGCUCUCCCAGCUCCCCAACCUCAACGCCAUCACCGCCGUGUCCUUCGCCGCCGCCGCCAUGUCUCUGAGCUACUCGACCAUCUCGUGGGCGGCGUGCCUGGCGCGCGGGCCGGUGAGCGGGGUCAGCUACGCGUACAAGGCCGGCACGGCGGCGGACUCGACGUUCCGGGUGUUCAGCGCGCUGGGGCAGGUGGCGUUCGCGUACGCGGGCCACGGCGUGGUGCUGGAGAUCCAGGCCACGAUCCCGUCCACGCCCACCAAGCCGUCCAGGGUGCCCAUGUGGAAGGGCACCGUCGCGGCGUACCUCGUCACCGCGACGUGCUACUUCCCCGUCGCGCUCGUCGGCUACUGGACGUUCGGGCGCGACGUCGGCGACAACGUCCUCGUGGCGCUGCAGCGGCCGCCCUGGCUCGUCGCCGCGGCCAACAUGAUGGUGGUCAUCCACGUCAUCGGAAGCUACCAGGUGUACGCCAUGCCGAUAUUCGAGAGCAUCGAGACGGUUCUGAUCACAAGAUUCAGGGUCCCUCCAGGAGUGCUCCUCCGUCUCGUGGCUCGAUCAGCUUAUGUUGCAUUCACUCUGUUCAUCGCGGUGACGUUCCCGUUCUUCGGCGACCUCCUCGGCUUCUUCGGAGGGUUUGGGUUCACGCCGACGUCCUACUUACUCCCCUGCGUUCUGUGGCUGAAGAUCAAGAAGCCCCCGAGGUUCAGCGCGUCGUGGUUCGCGAACUGGGGUUGCAUCGCCAUCGGAGUGCUGCUGAUAUUUGCGUCUACCAUCGGCGGGUUACGGAGCAUCAUCCAAGAUGCGUCGACGUUCCAGUUCUACUCCUGACGCCUGCACGUACGUGACAAAUGCAGAGGAAGAUUGAACAAAUCGAACCUCGCCACGCCGGUACUUGUUUGUCUACGGAGCGUACAAGACCACGCUUACACGAGGAUUCAUCCUGCUUCAACUGUCGAAGCCUAGCUGGAAAAUACGUGACAAAUGAAUCGGCGUGUGGUUCAGCGAUGGGCCUGCUCAGAAUUUGAAUAAACCAUGCGGAUUUCUCCAAGUCGUAGUUGUAACAUGCAGAACAGACAAAUAAUGUUACGAUUGUGAAAUGUGAAUCGAUCUGUCUGCAUCAUGGACCUCAUGGCGCGUACAGAGUACGACUGUACGCAGAUCAGAUGAAUAGUGUCUUCUGUUGUCAGGCUAAAAAAAUGUCUUCGGUUAUAGACCCGGAAUAUAUAAUUAAUAAUUUAAAUACUAAAAAUAUCAUAUAUUU
Phragmites australis (common reed) is the source of this 1772-nucleotide messenger RNA. RefSeq names its product lysine histidine transporter-like 6. The record is from RefSeq and is a predicted model, not a curated record. Gene Ontology annotation, cellular component: plasma membrane. Lineage: Eukaryota; Viridiplantae; Streptophyta; Magnoliopsida; Poales; Poaceae. The transcript is spliced from 8 exons. Bases 38 to 1339 code for a protein of 433 amino acids.